This is a messenger RNA of Ceratitis capitata (Mediterranean fruit fly), 3168 nucleotides long. Its product is annotated as beta-glucuronidase. Lineage: Eukaryota; Metazoa; Arthropoda; Insecta; Diptera; Tephritidae. Gene Ontology annotation, molecular function: carbohydrate binding; beta-glucuronidase activity. Gene Ontology annotation, biological process: glucuronoside catabolic process; carbohydrate metabolic process. The record is from RefSeq and is a predicted model, not a curated record. The transcript is spliced from 10 exons. Bases 615 to 2603 code for a protein of 662 amino acids.
UAUAUAAAAUAUGUACAAUAAAUGUAUGUUAGUUAGAUGGUGUGACCUCAUAGAGUAUCGCAAUUGGCCGGUUUUUUUUUUGCUUGUGUUUUAAGUAAAUUUGCGAUGAGUUUCUCCACGAUAACUUAUUCAUAUGAUAUAAUUAUUUGCUUGUGAGGCCUGGUCAACCGCUUGAAAGAGAGCGUAAUGUUUGUGUACAUUUUUGCUAUUGCUCUCAGUGACGACAUAGUCUCUCUGUAUUUUAAAUCAAACAGCUGAUACAAUAUUUUUAUAAAUAUAUAAUAUAUACACAUACUUGCUACACACACACUCAUACAUACAUACAUAUGUAUGUAAGCUUUUGCAAAUUAGGCCUCUACUCAACAAAUUUAUUUAUUUAGCAUUUUUAUGCACAUUUUCGUAUACAUAUAAAUGAUUGCAAGCAUUCGAAUAUUUAUUCAAACGUAAUUUGUUGUUUUUAAACAUUUUUUGUUUAUAUUCCCGCGAAAUAUCGGUUAUGUGUUGUACUUUACUAUGCAUUUCCGGUUUUCUCACUCUCUAUGCCGUCACCUCGAUGCUAUUUGCUGUCAAUGCAAAUGAAUUUUAUUUGAAUUUCGACAUUUUCUUUACUGGCCAUGGGUGUCGUUGGUUAUCUUAUUCACUUCGCAAUAGCGCUGGUAAUUGUGAAUAAAGAAGUAACUCCCACACGCGGUAUGCUUUAUCCACGGGAAUCUGAAACACGUGAAGUGCGCUCCUUAGAUGGUCUAUGGAACUUUGUCACAUCGGACGAGGCGAAUCCCACACAAGGAGUGAGGGACAAAUGGUUUAGUGAUGACCUAAGUAAAGUUAAAGAUGUGAUACCAAUGCCAGUGCCUGCCAGCUACAACGACAUAACUACGGAUAACACAAUUCGAGAUCACGUUGGGACUGUGUGGUAUGAUCGCAAAUUUUUCGUGCCAAAAUCAUGGGCAAAGGAUCAGAGGGUAUGGCUUCGCUUUGGUAGUGUACACUACGAGGCCUUUGUGUGGAUAAAUGGCGAAAUGGUGGUAAAACACGAAAUGGGUCAUUUGCCAUUCGAAGCUGAGGUCACAAAUUUCGUUAAAUAUGGCGAAGAAAAUCGCAUAACUGUUAUGUGUGACAAUGCUCUUAUACAAACAACAGUACCACAGGGAAAAAUUAGCGAAGUCAAGAAGGAUGGAGGAGUGGCUAUAGUUCAAACUUAUACGUUUGACUUCUUCAAUUACGCAGGCAUACAUCGUUCCGUCCAUUUGUACACCACGCCUAAGACAUUUAUCGAAGAAGUCGAAGUCACCUCCGAUUUGGAAGAUUCAAAUUCAGUGGGGCAUGUUUACUACAAAGUAAAAGUGGGCGGAACGGCUUCCAACGAAGCGGACAGCAAUCUGCAAAUACGUGUCAAGUUGCGUAACAAAGAAAGUGUAACUGUUGCUAAUGGAACUUCUGAUGGUGACUUGAAGGGUGCACUGGAAGUAAAGAAUGUUAAACCAUGGUGGCCGUAUUUGAUGCAUGCAGAACCUGGUUACCUCUAUCAAAUAGAACUGUUUUUACACACUGCCGAUAACACUCUGCUUGAUGUCUACCGACUUAAAGUUGGCAUACGCACACUCACUUGGAACAACACUUCCUUCCUUAUUAAUGGACAGCCGGUAUACCUCCGAGGCUUUGGCAAACAUGAAGAUUCAGAUAUACGUGGUAAAGGAUUAGAUUUUGCAUUACUCACGCGUGAUAUGAACUUGCUGAAGUGGAUUGGAGCAAAUGCUUAUCGCACUUCACAUUAUCCUUACUCAGAGGAGUCCAUGCAAUUUGCCGAUGAGAAUGGCAUUAUGAUUAUUGACGAGUGCCCCAGCGUAGACACUGACAAUUAUAACCAGGCGCUCUUGGACAAACAUAAAUCUUCCAUGGAGCAGUUAAUUCAUCGCGAUCGAAACCACCCAAGUGUGAUUAUGUGGUCGAUAGCUAAUGAGCCUCGCACGAGUCCUUUUCAAGCUGAUUCACACUUCCAGUUCGUGGCCAACUUCACCCGCGCGCUCGAUGGUACAAGGCCUGUAACCGCUGCCAUAGCCGUUCCCUCCGCAAGUGAUAAAGCUGCUAAACAUUUGGAUAUAAUAUGUUUUAAUCGAUACAAUGGAUGGUAUAGCAAUCCAGGCAAAUUAGACAUGAUUACCACGCAUGUUGUCGAAGAGGCGAUUACUUGGAAUAAAAAACACAAUAAACCCGUCAUGAUUGGUGAGUAUGGUGCUGACACAAUCGAGGGUUUACAUUUACUACCAGCAUAUAUUUGGUCGGAGGAAUAUCAAAAUGAAUUGUUUUCGAAGCACUUCAAAGCUUUCGAUAUUCUUAGAAAAAAGGAAUGGUUUAUUGGAGAAUUUGUUUGGAAUUUCGCAGACUUCAAGACAGCACAAUCUAUAACUCGGGUUGGUGGUAAUAAAAAAGGUGUUUUCACACGCAAUCGCCAACCGAAAGCUACAGCACAUCUGCUGCGUAAGCGUUAUUUUGCUCUUGGUCGUGAAUUGGACCGUUGUAAUCUUCCGGAGGACCUAUUCCUUUAUAUCACCGAUGCGACAUCAACAGAGUCGCGUGGUAAACGCGAAACAGCUGACUUAUAGAACUGGUUCAACGCCAACGAGAGUAAAGCCUACUGAAUGUAGAAAUAGCAGCUCCACUCCAAUUCCAAGUUCAAUUAAGCAUUUUACUUUUUGUCUUUUGACUGGCUGAAGUUUCGUAUAUUACAAUAGAUAAUUUUGUAUUAAAAAUAUUUUUAUAUGCAUUUAUUAAGCUCUGAUAAAUAUAUUUAAAGUUAAUGGUUAAAUAAAUAUGUAUAUCUUAGUAUAAAACACAUACAUACAAACAAAAUGGAGACACAUGAACAAUUAGACCACUGUUCUAAAUUUUAUAUACACGUAUAUUAUUGUAUAUGUACUCGUACAUCAGGUAAUUUCUGCAUGUAUGAAUAUCGCAUCAUAGUCACUUGUACAGAGUUUAUAUAAAAAUAAGUUAAUUAUACUUGUACAAAAUACUUGUCAAAAACUAUUACUAAAGUAUGUAUGGAAUCGAUAUGUACGUACAUACAUGUGUAUGUUUAAAUUAUUCACAAAUGCCUUAAAUUGUAACAAAUUUGUUGAUUUAAUUGGGUCGUAAAUCUAUAUUUAAGCUAUUAAAAUUAUGUUAUAA